GCGCUGGCGAGCGGCGGCGGCGGCGCGUGACAAAGAGCCCGCGCCAGAGCGGGACUGCGAGCGCCCCAGUCGGCUCCGUGCCUACGUGCGCGCCGGUGCUUCGCGCGUAGGGAGGCCUGAGCAAUACCCGCCUCGAGUGGUGUAAUUCCUUACGCAAGGCCCAGGCGCGAGCGCGGGGCCGCCGCCGCCGCACGAGAAUCAUUUUGCUUUCUCCGGCGCGACGGUGCAGUCGCGAUGAUCUCCAGGUCGCUGAUUUUCGCGACGUGCGGCGCGGUGCUGGUGCUGGUGCUGCUGGAGCCGCGGGGCAGCGACGCGGCCGUGGCGCGCGUGCUGCACAGCCUCGUCCGCAACAACCUGGCGGGCACGCCCGACAACUUCCGGCCGCAACGCUGGCCCUUCGACCCCGCGGUGGCGCAGCACUGGCGCGAGGAGUACGAGCGGCAGAACGGCGUCCGUGGAGAGGCGCUCAUCGAGCGCCUGGGGCUGGGCGAGGACGCGCGCACCGAGGAGCGGCGCGCGCAGCAGACGGCGCGCGACCGGGGCGUCUACGUCAGCCACCAGCCGCGCCUCCACCGCCCUUGACGCCACUCAUUACAUUACCAGUAAAAAACGUCCAAUCAGUGCACGUCACAUGUUAUAACUGAUGACUCUGCCUUCAUGCGGAAUACACAGCAUGGAAUGAUUCACUUCAAUUUUAUCUAUUCAGGAAAAAUAUAUUCCAGAACUUGAACAAUGUUAUGAGAAGAUGAUUUUCAAUGCCGAUUGCUCUUCGAUGAAACCAUUCAAUUACACAAUAUUUAUUCAAUAGCGUCAUAAUAGUCGCAAUUGCAAAAAUCAAACUUGAGCUGGUAUUUCUAAAAUGUACAUACGACGCAUAAGAUACCAGCUAAUUCCGUAGCAGUACUCGUCCGCAUGCUUCGGCUCAAUCAAGCGCGCCAGCCCGAUGAAUGAGGCGUCCACUUGCGAAUGACCUCUUCCAGCACACGUUGGCAACGCAUGGCAAUUUCCAUCGUGGAAUUCCAUUUUCCAAAAGUGUGGUAAUUAAUUAAUGUUUUCUACGUGCAGACGAUGUCAAAUAAAGUGCAAGACAUUUGUAACGUCUUUUUUUAGUCCCAAAAUAGUCCAAUGCACGAACACAUUACUUCGCAAAUACAACGCCUUCUCAAGAACCCUAUAAUGGUUUUGUCAUAAGUUGUAUUUUACUAAUUAAUUACUUAUCAUGUUGUACAUUUGUACGAGUGCCCGAAAAUUAUGAGCGAACAAUUACAUUCUCCGUGAAAUAUAUUAGAAUCUAUGUAAUACAAUAUGCAGAAAAAAUAAAUUUGUCCGUUUUAACGAGUAGUUCUCACGAAAUAAUUAUUUGAGUUAAGGAUAAGUACUUGCGAGGAAUUCAUGAAAAUAUUUCAAAUAAAUUUCUCAUUUUCAUUGGUAGUUUUUCUGUCGGCAAUUUCUACGUUACAAGUUGAC
Messenger RNA from Gryllus bimaculatus (two-spotted cricket), 1467 nucleotides. The record is from the annotation of a GenBank genome assembly. Lineage: Eukaryota; Metazoa; Arthropoda; Insecta; Orthoptera; Gryllidae.